AUGUCUUCAUAAAGUUUUUAGUUAUAAAACCUAUCGAUAUAAGAAAUAAAAAUGGAAGAAUUAAAUGAAUUUUUAGAAAAGGUUGUUUACUCAUCUCCAAUCCCUUUAGUUAUCCAUUAAAUCUAAGUUGAAAAUUUUGAUGAAAUAACUACAUUUUUGACUAAGUUUAUUAAACCAUAAGAAAUUGUAUUUCCAAAUAUAAAAUGUAAGAACUUGAGACCCUAAAAGAUUUAUCAGAAUUAACAAAAUUCGAUUAAUAUUAUGUUUCAGAAAUUUUAUUAGGAUAUUGAAAAAAUAGUUUCUGAGUCUCCUAAAUUAAAAUAAGUUGGCUACAAAAAUAAAAAUAAUGAUGAUUUGACAAAUAUCUCAAAAUCUUAGGCUAGAUUAUAAAUUUGUGAAAUCAAAGUUGUUGAAUAAGAAUCAAUAGAUUAAAGAUAUAAUAAUUUAAUAAGCAGAUUAUUUAAAAAGUAUUACAAUUGAAAGAGGAAAUGAUUAAAUUCUUAAAGAUUUGAUUUUAUUGUAUGAUAAUACGAAACAAUCUAAUUCUAUUAAUAUUAAUGAUUCAUCAUAAUUGGAAUAAAAUGAGGUUUUAAAAAAAUUAAUUCUACAAGAGAUAAAGUUGAAUCAAUUUUAAUGCUCAUCUAAUUAUUAGGAGAAGAAAAAUGUAUAUUGCAAAGGGAGAACUUAUUUUCAUAUUUGA
Molecule: messenger RNA, 700 nt
Organism: Paramecium sonneborni
Lineage: Eukaryota; Ciliophora; Oligohymenophorea; Peniculida; Parameciidae
Source: the annotation of a GenBank genome assembly